Messenger RNA from Colletotrichum truncatum, 531 nucleotides. RefSeq lists its product as uncharacterized. The record is from RefSeq and is a predicted model, not a curated record. Lineage: Eukaryota; Fungi; Ascomycota; Sordariomycetes; Glomerellales; Glomerellaceae.
AUGAAGGCUUCUCUAGUACUCUGCCCUCUCAGCCUGCUGAUAAGCAGUGCCAUGGGCGUCGACAUGAGUAAAUAUGAAGCAGAAAGUGGCGUCGAUGCUUCAUUCGAGCCGUUUCUUGAAGCCCUGUACGCUUCCGCAGAGGAUUACAAAGCAACCGACACUUUCACCGACUACUUCGUCCCGGAGACCGGCCGACUGGUUGUCCUUGAGAACGUUGCGCAGGGCCCCGACGCCAUCGUUAAGCUCAAGGAAGCGCUGCUCCCACCGACAGGUGAGAAGCACUGGAACCACCUGCCCAACGUCACGUCUGUGUACUCCGAGAGUGCCACCGAGAAAAUCUACAACGUUCUCGGAGUCAUUCAAACGCGAUUCGAUGGCGGUAACUGUUCUGCAGCAUACUACUCCAGCCGCUUCACAGUUAAGAAAGACAGUGACGGUAACGUCUUGAACCAGCCGCACAGCGGUAGUCUCGCCUUGUACGAUGACUACAUUGUGAGCCCUGCUGAAUCCCCCACGCACAUUCCUUGCUAG